CCCAAUUACCGAGCGACGUUGGCCCGACGUAAUCCGAAUUGGAGAAGUUGCAGAUCAGAUUCAAUUCACUCCUGCCAGCCGGGACAAUUGAAUCUCUACCUCUCUUUCUCUUACCCCUCAUCCCUUAGUAUAUAUAUUCCCCGGAAGAUUACGUCUCAUAGCUCUCGUCAUGUCACUACGCAUGGCCAUGUCUUCUCUACAGGCUUCCGGCCAGCGCGUUGCUCAGGUGUCGAGGCACUUCAGCACCAGCGGAGCCGCGAGGCAAGAGAUCCAAGAUGCAUACAUUAUCAGUGCUUCGAGGACACCAACCGCAAAGUUCAAUGGCUCCUUCCUCACAGUCCCAGCACCUAAGCUCGGAGCUGUAGCAAUCAAAUCCGCCCUCGAGAAGUCCAAAGUCCCCGUCUCAAAAAUCACCGACGUCUACAUGGGCAACGUCCUCCAAGCCGGCGUCGGCCAAGCCCCCGCCCGUCAAGCCGCCAUCUUCGCCGGCCUCCCCACCUCCGUCGAAGCCGUCACAAUCAACAAAGUCUGCGCCUCCGGCAUGAAAGCCGUCGUCUUCGCCGCCCAGAACAUCCAGCUCGGUCUCGCCGAGGCCCAGAUCGCAGGCGGCAUGGAGAACAUGUCGCGCGUGCCCUCUUACCUCCCCCGCGCCAGCUCGCAGCCCGCCUUCGGCAACCAGCAUAUCAAAGAUGGCCUGAUCGAAGAUGGCCUCUGGGACGUCUACAACCAAUUCCACAUGGGCGUCUGCGCCGAGACCACCGCGAAGAAAUACAACAUCACCCGCGAGCAACAGGACGAGUAUGCCGUGCAAUCCUACCAGCGCGCACAGGACGCCUGGAAGGCCUCCGCCUUCAAGGAGGAGAUCGCUCCCGUCACCGUCACCGGCCGCAAGGGCGACAUCAUCAUCGACACCGACGAGGGGUACCUCGACAUCAAGCCCGAGAAGAUAGCGACCCUCAAGCCCGCCUUCGUCCGCGACGGCACCGGCACCGUAACCGCCGCCAACUCCUCGACCUUCAACGACGGCGCCUCGGCCCUCGUCCUCGGCAACGCGGCGAUCGCGCGCGAGUACGGCGUCGGAUCGCGCGUGCUGGCGCGCAUCUGCGGCACGGCGGAUGCGGCGAUCGAUCCUGUUGAUUUCCCGGUUGCGCCGGCGAAAGCGGUGCCGAUUGCGCUGGAGCGGGCGGGGAUCACGAUGGAUCAGGUGGCGGUGUGGGAGUUUAAUGAGGCGUUCGCGGCGGUGAUUAAGGCGAAUGAGAAGCUGUUGGGGUUGGAGGAGAAGAGGGUGAAUGAGCUGGGGGGGGCGAUUUCGUUGGGGCAUGCGUUGGGGAGCUCGGGGAGUAGGAUUAUUGUUACGUUGUUGCAUCAGUUGAAGGUGGGGGAGUAUGGGGUUGCGGCUAUCUGUAAUGGAGGUGGUGCGGCGACGGCGAUUGUGGUGCAGAGGAUUGAUAAGGUGUAGAGGGGUUGUGUUGAAAUAUUUAGGCAUAUAGCGGAAUUAAAAGAUAUCGUUUUGUACAGAGGGUUUGGGAGGUGUUGUCUUUGUUGAGAAGGCGUCGAGUGUUCAGUGUCGAGUGUUCAGUGUCGAGUGUUCAGUGUCGAGUGUUCAGUGUCGAGUGUUCAGUGUCGAGUGUUCAGUGUCGAGUGUUCAGUGUCUUGUGCAUGCAGUGUCGAGUAUAUACAGACUUUGAGUGUAAACAGUGACGAAUGUGAAUAGUAGGAGAACCUCUGCAGAAGAACGCUCUACGGCAGAACACUUGCCUAAUUAGGAAUUCACCAACAAGUCUCAAAUCUCUCUCAUGGGUCUAUACAAUGCCUUAAUAAUAACAAUCAAAGAGCAAGACGCGCAGUUUAACUGUACAGAUUCUCCAUCGUCCAUCGUCCAUCGUCCAUCGUCCAUCGUCCAUCGUCCAUCGUCCAUCGUCCAUCGUCCAUCGUCCAUCGUCCAUCGUCCAUCGUC
Messenger RNA from Pseudogymnoascus destructans, 1957 nucleotides. RefSeq lists its product as uncharacterized. The transcript has 2 exons. The record is from RefSeq and is a predicted model, not a curated record. Lineage: Eukaryota; Fungi; Ascomycota; Leotiomycetes; Thelebolales; Thelebolaceae. Gene Ontology annotation, biological process: fatty acid beta-oxidation. Gene Ontology annotation, molecular function: acetyl-CoA C-acetyltransferase activity. The coding region runs from base 170 to 1459 and encodes 429 amino acids.